Molecule: messenger RNA, 647 nt
Organism: Esox lucius (northern pike)
Lineage: Eukaryota; Metazoa; Chordata; Actinopteri; Esociformes; Esocidae
Gene: rpl12
Product: ribosomal protein L12
Exons: 6
Coding region: 119-616 (165 amino acids)
Biological process (GO): translation
Cellular component (GO): ribosome; cytosolic large ribosomal subunit
Molecular function (GO): large ribosomal subunit rRNA binding; structural constituent of ribosome
Source: RefSeq, a predicted model, not a curated record
UCUUUCCCUUUAUCACUUUAGCGGUGAAGGUGCAACAGUAAUCGGUCGUCCCGAAUCCGGGUUCAUCCGACACCCUCACUAAUCAAGCUGAACUGAGCUCAACUUCUACUGCAGGAUCAUGCCUCCCAAAUUCGAUCCCAAUGAGACUAAAAUUGUGUACAUGAGGUGCACAGGAGGAGAAGUCGGUGCCACCUCUGCCCUGGCCCCGAAGAUUGGACCUCUGGGUUUGUCUCCCAAGAAGGUCGGUGACGAUAUUGCCAAGGCCACUGGAGACUGGAAAGGCCUGAGGAUCACUGUCAAGCUGACAAUCGUCAACAGGCAGGCAGCGAUCGAGGUGGUGCCGUCAGCUUCAGCUCUGAUCAUCAAGGCCCUGAAGGAGCCCCCUCGUGACAGGAAGAAGGUCAAGAACAUCAAGCACAGCGGCAGUGUCACCUUUGACGAGAUUGUGACCGUUGCCCGCACGAUGAGGCCCCGCUCCAUCGCCAGGGAGCUGUCCGGAACCAUCAAGGAGAUUCUGGGAACCGCCCAGUCCGUCGGUUGCACCAUUGAUGGUCGACCUCCCCAUGAUGUCAUUGAUGACAUCAACAGUGGCAAGAUCGAGUGUCCAUCUGAGUAAAAUUUUGAAAAUAAAAGUUAUUGGAAAAACU